Procambarus clarkii (red swamp crayfish) is the source of this 1176-nucleotide messenger RNA. RefSeq lists its product as uncharacterized. NCBI's taxonomy places the organism in Eukaryota, Metazoa, Arthropoda, Malacostraca, Decapoda, Cambaridae. The record is from RefSeq and is a predicted model, not a curated record.
AUGAGCCACGACGCUGAGACCAGCAGUGCAGCAUCCCUCAUGAUGCUGAGGCAGCGUGGGACGCCCCCACUCAGCACCACUGGUCCUGCUGCCGUGGUGCACCUCACCUGCGGCAGCUGCCUCUACUUCCUCCUGUGUCAAGGGUGGCACAGUAUACUUCCUCCUGUGUCAAGGGUGGCACAGUGUACUUCCUCCUGUGUCAAGGGUGGCACAGUCUACUUCCUCCUGUGUCAAGGGUGGCACAGUCUACUUCCUCCUGUGUCAAGGGUGGCACAGUGUACUUCCUCCUGUGUCAAGGGUGGCACAGUGUACUUCCUCCUGUGUCAAGGGUGGCACAGUGUACUUCCUCCUGUGUCAAGGGUGGCACAGUGUACUUCCUCCUGUGUCAAGGGUGGCACAGUGUACUUCCUCCUGUGUCAAGGGUGGCACAGUCUACUUCCUCCUGUGUCAAGGGUGGCACAGUGUACUUCCUCCUGUGUCAAGGGUGGCACAGUGUACUUCCUCCUGUGUCAAGGGUGGCACAGUGUACUUCCUCCUGUGUCAAGGGUGGCACAGUCUACUUCCUCCUGUGUCAAGGGUGGCACAGUGUACUUCCUCCUGUGUCAAGGGUGGCACAGUCUACUUCCUCCUGUGUCAAGGGUGGCACAGUGUACUUCCUCCUGUGUCAAGGGUGGCACAGUCUACUUCCUCCUGUGUCAAGGGUGGCACAGUGUACUUCCUCCUGUGUCAAGGGUGGCACAGUCUACUUCCUCCUGUGUCAAGGGUGGCACAGUGUACUUCCUCCUGUGUCAAGGGUGGCACAGUGUACUUCCUCCUGUGUCAAGGGUGGCACAGUUACUUCCUCCUGUGUCAAGGGUGGCACAGUGUACUUCCUCCUGUGUCAAGGGUGGCACAGUCUACUUCCUCCUGUGUCAAGGGUGGCACAGUGUACUUCCUCCUGUGUCAAGGGUGGCACAGUCUACUCCUCACAGUCUUCUGUGUCAAGGGUGGCACAGUGUACUUCCUCCUGUGUCAAGGGUGGCACAGUCUACUUCCUCCUGUGUCAAGGGUGGCACAGUGUUCUUCCUCCUGUGUCAAGGGUGGCACAGUCUACUUCCUCCUGUGUCAAGGAUGGCACAGUGUUCUUCCUCCUGUGUCAAGGGUGGCACAGUGUUCUUCCUCCUGUGUCAAGGGUAG